Molecule: messenger RNA, 615 nt
Organism: Pseudocercospora fijiensis CIRAD86
Lineage: Eukaryota; Fungi; Ascomycota; Dothideomycetes; Mycosphaerellales; Mycosphaerellaceae
Exons: 6
Coding region: 1-615 (204 amino acids)
Source: RefSeq, a predicted model, not a curated record
AUGAACUCAGCGACCUCCGAAAUGUCUGGAGUCACCACUUACCAAAGGCUGGGCAAAGGUUGCAAACGCAUAGUCCACAACAAUGGCCCCAGACCGACGCUUAGUGACAAGGACCAUGUCACCCACUGUGUAUCCAUGCCGCUGGCAGGCGAAAUUGCCUGCUUGACUGCACCACUCUAUUUGGACGGAUGUGUUUGCUGUGCUACUAUUCAUCGAGGCUGGGUAUCGGUCAGACUUAUCACUCACAGCGCGGGAUAUCAGAUACGGGUCUGGAAGUCCAGCUCACUGCCGUCUAAAAUGGGCCAGCGUAGCUCGACUCUGGAAUUGCACUCCAGGAGCCAAUUCAUUCUCGCCAAUGCGUACGGCAUCGAAAUAUUCGCUGGCAACUCAGGUCGCCCAUUCGACAGCGAUCCCAAGUCAGGAAACUUGUCUCGGCUUCCCCGUCGACGGCGCCGGAGAUUGCAAGUCAGGUCGCAACUAGUCUUUACCAUCGACGCCGAAGGAGCAACUACGUUCUCGCCAUCGUUUGAUGCAACUCGACUUAGUCGGUCGUUGAUGCUACCUCUCGAUGUAGUCAGAAGUGUGUCAGCAAAACGCAGCGAGGCUUUCUACUAG